AAGUUUUACAGCUAACCAAAAACUGUUGUCAGAAUUUAUUUUUCUGGUUUGAAAUGAUAAAUUUAGGUUAAAUCCGUGUUUUGGUCAGACUGUCUGGUUUUUAUUCCUCUCAAGUGUCGCCGUUUGACAGGAGCUUUCAGUUGAGCGUCGGGGCGUUUAUGUAAAUCCGCCCCCCGAAUAUGGACACAGAGGAAUGAAAUAUGGUGGAGGAGGCGAACAUGGAGGACCGAGGAGCGCGAGAGCGUCGCUGUCGUGUUUCUAGAGGGAGGUUGUAGGGCUCAAGGCGGAUGGUACCUCCAACGGGACUUUUUCAGCCCGAACGUUUUGUUUUUCUGUUGCUUUUCUCCAGUCUGUCCCGGUAGGGUUAGCUGUAAUGGAGUGAAGAGAGACCGUUUCUUCUUCAGAGGGACAACAAGCAGCAGCGGCAGGAGGAGCAGGGCAGGGGGCUUCAGCCCUCUCACCGCGGUGACGCCAUGCCGUGGGUCAGCGGCGGUAAGCGGAGGGAGAGCUCGGAGCUGCCGCUGCCCGCGGGCUGGGAGGAAGCCCGGGACUACGAUGGAAGAGUGUUCUUCAUCGACCACAACACCCGGCAAACUUCGUGGAUUGACCCCAGAGAUAGGAUCACCAAACCGCUGACGUUUGCAGACUGUGUUGGAGAUGAACUACCUCUUGGGUGGGAGGAGGUUUACGACCAACAAGUUGGGGUUUACUACAUUGACCACAUUAACAAGACUACUCAGAUCGAGAACCCACGGACUCAGUGGCGGCAGGAGCAGGAGCGCAUGUUGAAGGAGUACCUGGUGGUGGCCCAGGAGGCCCUCAGCGCCAAGAAGGAGAUGUACCUGGUCAAGCAGCAGCGACUGGAGCUGGCUCAGCAGGAGAUGUUGCGCUUCCAUGAGCUCUCUGAGGACAACCACUCCAUCACCAGCACUAUCUCCACCUCGUCUUCCAAUUCCAAAUAUGACCCUGAUCAAAUCAAAGUGGAAAUCGCCUGUAGACGCGAGCGGCUCAGCAGACUGAAGCAGGAGCUGGCCCAGGUGAAGCAGGAGCUGCAGUACAAGGAAAUGGGAGUGGAGACCCUGCAGGAGAUUGACAGGAAAAUGUCCUUCAGCCAGACUAACUACAAACUCGACGAGGCUCAAGCCAUCUUCAGCGAGCUGCGGAGCAUCAAGAAGGCCAUCAGCACAGGCGAGAAGGAGAGGCAGGACCUCAUCCAGAGCCUUGCGAAGCUGGCGGUUAGCUUCCAAAGCAACCUGGCAGUGAGCGAGUCGGUCGGCGAGGCGGUGGUCAGCGCCAGAACCGCUGGUGACUCGUGCAAUCUGCAGCAGUACUGCGACAUGGGCUGUCAGACUGACAUCAUGGGAGAGUAUGGCUCCCAGGACUCCUCACAUUUGGUGGACAAGGUGAAACUCAACUGGCAAUACGAAGAAGCAAAGAAAAAGGUGCAGAGCAUACAGCACCAGCUGGCUCAGCUGGACAGCGAGAGCUGGUCGGGGCGGGCCGAGGCGGAUCGCGACCGUGACUUCAUGCAGCUCCUUCGUGAGAAGGAGGCCUUCCUGCAGGAACUCAUCCUGGUGAGCAAGCAGCACCCACCGGAGACACUGCUGCAGCUGGAGGAGGAGCGCCGCAGGCUGGAGGAGGAGGUGCAGCGAGCCCACAGCUCCCAGAGCCAAGGAGCAAAUCAGAGGAUCCUGCAGCAGGAGAAGAGGAACGCUCUGCUCAGACAGCUCCAGGAGGCGACCCGCAUCACCACAUACCUUCAUUCCCAGCUGAAGAGCCUGUCGGCCAGUUCUCUGACCGUGUCCUCCAGCAGCAGCCGCGGCUCUUUAGCUUCCAGCCGGGGCUCCCUGGCAUCCAGCCGAGGCUCCCUCAGCUCCAUCAGCUUCAGUGACAUCUAUGGUGUCCCCCAGUAUGAGCGAAGCGAGGGUGCCGGAGAGCCGCUUGACCCCCACAUCCGCUACCUGCUGCCUCCUGAGAGCGUGUCCAGAGACUGCUCAGUGUUCACUCCCGAUUCCCAGAGCAAAAGCAAACGCUCACACGACACCCCUCAGUCUCUGGCCUCGCUUUCUUCCCGCUCCUCGCUCUCCUCCCUCUCACCUCCCAGCUCCCCCAUGGACACACCUUACCACUCCGCCCCCCAGGACUGCCCCCUCACCCAGAUGACAGAGGAGUACAUGGAGCUGGCGGGUCGUGGGCUCCUGGAGGGGCUGCGGGCUCAGUCACAAACCCUGACCCAUACCUCCAUGCUGAGCAGCGAGGACACGGUGAGCCCCGCUGCCGUCCAUCAACCGGAGAACAAGGUGCACAGAGAAGGUGGUGCUCAAACAGCCUUCACCUCCACAGGAGUGACCCUGAGGGGAAACAGUGCCAACAGGAGUGGCAGGAGAACCCGGAGAGUCUCCACGGGUGUUUCUGACGACGCUUUGGCCACGGACAGCGGCGUGUUUGAGGCGUGGGGCAAGAGGACCGAAGAGUUCGAUGAGCUGUCCUUCACUAAAGAGUCCUCCAGCAGUGAGUCCACCCAGAUCCAGCUGGGGCUGCUGUGGGAGUCCACGUCUCCGUCUCUGCGGCUGCAUCUGCUGCAGCUGAAGAAUCUGAACGUCUCAAACGUGAGAGAAGGUUAUAAAGUGUAUGUGAAGGUGCACCUGAUUCCGCUGGACGCCAGCAGGGCCUGUGCGUUCUAUUGCUGCACCGCGCUGGAGCCGCAGUCCCACAUGAGCUUCAACGGCUUCCGUGUUCUGGUCUCCACCAACUCCCUGGCGUCAUGCGGUCUGCAGAUGUCCGUCUGCUCCGUGGGACCUCAGGCUCAGGAAGAACUACUGGGGACAGCCCAGCUGAGCCUCGCAGACUGCGAUGGAAACACGGAGAUGGUUUACCACUGGCUGCGGGUCCAGAUGCUGAGUGGGGCAGAUUCGCAGAGGCCUGAACAGAAAAGUCUCAGUAACCGGUUCCGACUCAUGAGGAUGACGAGCAAAGACUCAGAACCACG
Nothobranchius furzeri (turquoise killifish) is the source of this 2989-nucleotide messenger RNA. The record is from RefSeq and is a predicted model, not a curated record. Lineage: Eukaryota; Metazoa; Chordata; Actinopteri; Cyprinodontiformes; Nothobranchiidae.